Molecule: messenger RNA, 1489 nt
Organism: Brassica oleracea var. oleracea
Lineage: Eukaryota; Viridiplantae; Streptophyta; Magnoliopsida; Brassicales; Brassicaceae
Product: arogenate dehydratase 3, chloroplastic
Exons: 1
Coding region: 157-1437 (426 amino acids)
Biological process (GO): L-phenylalanine biosynthetic process
Cellular component (GO): cytoplasm; chloroplast
Molecular function (GO): arogenate dehydratase activity; prephenate dehydratase activity
Source: RefSeq, a predicted model, not a curated record
CAAAGAAAAAAAACAAAUGUGUGUAUAUGGUGGUAGGUGAAGGAUCGUGAGAGGCAGGAGAGCACUCCACGCUCUUCUUCUCUUCUCCUAUAACACUCAACUUGUCUUCCUCCUUUAACAAAACUUAAACAUCAUUCUCACACUCUCAAUUCAACAAUGAGAACUCUUCUACCUUCUUCUCCUCACAAUCCAAUGCUCCGAUAUUCCCAAACUCCGGCGACGGUAACGGCCUCACGGAGACGCUUCAUUCAUUGCGGCAAGAGAUCCGACUCUUCCGCCGUUGGCUCAAGCAGAUCAGAUUGGCAAAGCUCUUGGGCCAUUCUCUCUAGCAAAGUCGUUUCUCAGGAACAAUCCGAUUCUCUACUCUCCUCCGUUAACGGUCACAGCAACGGCUCCGCCGAGACCUCGUCUCUGAAUCUCGUACCGUUCGAUAACAACUCGUUGGCUCCGAAUCAGCAGUCGAAGAAGACGACGCCUCUCAGCAUUACGGAUCUAUCUCCCGCUCCGAUGCAUGGAUCUAAUCUCCGAGUCGCGUACCAAGGCGUCCCCGGCGCGUACUCCGAAGCCGCCGCCGGUAAAGCUUACCCUAACUGUCAAGCGAUUCCGUGCGAUCAAUUCGAAGUCGCGUUUCAAGCGGUUGAGCUUUGGAUCGCGGAUCGCGCGGUUUUGCCUGUUGAGAACUCUCUCGGAGGUUCGAUUCAUCGUAACUACGAUCUUCUCCUCCGUCACCGUCUCCACAUCGUCGGAGAGGUUCAGCUUCCUGUUCACCACUGUCUCUUGGCUCUCCCCGGCGUGCGGAAAGAGUUCCUCACGCGCGUUAUCUCUCACCCUCAGGGACUCGCUCAGUGCGAGCACACGCUCACCAAACUCGGCCUCAACGUCGCGCGUGAGGCCGUCGACGAUACCGCCGGAGCCGCGGAGUUCAUCGCCGCGAACAACGUCCGCGACACCGCGGCGAUAGCGAGCGCACGCGCCGCGGAGAUCUACGGGCUGGAGAUACUCGCGGACGGGAUCCAGGACGACGCGAGUAACGUCACGCGGUUUGUGAUGCUGGCGCGUGAGCCGAUCAUACCGAGGACGGAUAGGCCGUUCAAGACGAGUAUUGUGUUCGCGCACGAGAAAGGCACGUGCGUUCUGUUCAAGGUGCUCUCGGCUUUCGCGUUUAGGAACAUUAGCUUGACGAAGAUCGAGUCGAGGCCUAACCACAAUGUCCCGAUCAGGCUCGUCGACGAGGCUAACGUCGGGACGGCUAAGCAUUUCGAGUAUAUGUUUUACGUUGACUUCGAGGCUUCGAUGGCGGAGGCGCGUGCGCAAAACGCGCUUUCUGAGGUUCAGGAGUUCACGUCGUUCUUACGUGUCUUGGGGAGUUACCCGAUGGAUAUGACUUCUUGGUCACCAUCGCCGCCUUCUUCGUCGUCAUCUACAUUAUCAUUGUAACACUAUACCACGUAAAAUCAUUGGGAGUAAAGUUUAAAGAAAAUUUCAAUAA